Molecule: messenger RNA, 2563 nt
Organism: Lucilia cuprina (Australian sheep blowfly)
Lineage: Eukaryota; Metazoa; Arthropoda; Insecta; Diptera; Calliphoridae
Gene: Sobp
Product: sine oculis-binding protein homolog A
Exons: 3
Coding region: 1-2529 (842 amino acids)
Biological process (GO): animal organ development
Cellular component (GO): nucleus
Source: RefSeq, a predicted model, not a curated record
AUGCCUUUGGAAUUUGCUGAAAGUACAAUGAAUGAACUACUCGGUUGGUAUGGUUUCGAUAGUGUAGAUCGUUUGGAUCUUUCAGCAAAAACAUCGAAAUUGUUACAAACAGCGGGUAUAAUUAGUGCACAACAACAUCAACAGCAACAACAACAGCAGCAUCAUCAUCAUCACCAGCAGCAGCAGCAUCAUUUGGAAAAACGUCGCAGUCGCAGCAGUCGUGCUGCCUCACUUCUACAAAUGCAUCAGCAGCAGCAACAAAAUGAGCAUUUACGUACCCUCAACAACAAUCACAAUAAUAGCAACAACAAUAACAACAACAAUAGUAAUAAUAACAACAUCAGCAGCAGUGUUAGUAGUUCGAAUAAUCGUAAAACGUCUCUAAAUUGCAACAACAACAACACCAGCAGCAAUAUCAAUAGUUAUCGUGGCAAUGAUAGUACUACCUCAGAUCAUGAUACCCGAAGCUCAAGAGAUGAUGAUUCUAAAAGUCCCAAUUCAGCUGGCAAAACACAUUCGACUACAACGAAUAUUAUUGAUGAUAAAAUAGUUGACUAUCAAAACUGCUGUUGGUGUCGCCGUCCCGUUCCCGAAAACGCCCCCGAAUUCUUAACAACCUCCGAUGGUCCACGCUACUGUUCAGAAUCGUGUUUUACUCAAAGUAGACGCGCUUCAUUUAAAAAGGCCAAAACCUGUGAUUGGUGCAAACAUGUACGACAUGCCGUUAGUUAUGUGGAUUUUCAAGAUGGUGCCUCCCAGUUGCAAUUCUGUUCCGACAAGUGUCUGAAUCAAUAUAAAAUGCAAAUAUUUUGUAAAGAGACCCAAGCCCACUUGGAUAUGAAUCCACAUUUAAAGGAACAGGGUCUGGAGGCGGCCAGUAAUGGAGCAAAUCUUAUAACACCCGAUUUAUGGUUGAGAAAUUGUCGCAGUCGUUCGGCCUCGCCAGCAUCCACGGUGUCAAUAUCACCAGGACCACCUGGACAGGCUAAUCUCUGUAACGAGAGAAGUGCUAACAGUCCAUUGCCACGUUUAAACCUUAACAACAGUUCAUUGCCUCUGACGGGCAAUAACAGUCACAAGCCUUUGAUUUCAGUCGCCCCUGUGUCGAAAUUAAUGUCUAAAUCACCCAGUAUUCUAGCUAAUCGGCAAUCGCCCAAACAUAAUCGUAAAAAACGACCAGUUAGAUCAUGUGUAAGAGAAGAUGUUUUAAAUACUAGAAACAGUGAAGCGAAAUCGAAUUGUUCACCUUCUUUGGCUCCAGUCAGCAUUAAACCAAAACCUUUAAUGUCAUCCUUAAACGACAACAGCCGCUCUAAUUCACAAUCGUUAACACAAUUCGCUGCUUCGGGAGUACAAGAUUUACACAUGAAUGUGCCACCAUUAUCACCCUUAAAUGAAGCACACAACUCACAGCCCACCACGCCUCACAGUCUACCGCCCACACCCAAUAGAGGACCCACAGCCAUACCGCCAGCAUUUUUUGCCACAACACCCAACAAUCAAGCAACACAAAACGCACAAACCUUGGGUUUAACAGCCCAAGGUUUUGCGCCACGCCCUCCAUUUAUACCUAAUCCUAAUAACGGCUUCUUGCCUAGAUUUUUGGGUAACUUUGGCGGUUUACCACCUCCUCCACCACCACAUGCAGCCGCUGCAUUAAUGCCAACUGAAUUAACAGCCUUAAAUACUCUAAUAGGCACUCCGCCGCCAGUAACAAUUAUGGUACCUUAUCCGGUAAUAAUACCUCUGCCCAUACCCAUACCAGUACCCCUGCCCAUAGUGGAUUUCUAUAAAGCUCACUUAACACCAGAAGAACGCAAGAAAUACGAUGAAGAGCAGCAACAAAUGAAACAGGAAAAGGAAACUGCGAGUAGUGAAACAUGUUUAACUAACAGAGAUGCUGAAGAACCUUUAGAUUUUACCAAAACCAAGGAAUUGGAACCAGAAAGUGUUAGACUUAAAAACACAGACUCUCCCAAAACUUCACAAGAAGUCGACGACACCAAAGAGGAGGAACAAACUUCUGAAGAAACUAAAAACACAAACACCAAAGUUACAACAUCCCCUACAAGACAUUUACAAUGUGUUAUCAGCAGCGAAGAAGCGCCACAAACUAACACAGACAGCAGCCGAACCAGCACAAGCAAAUUAAAAAGUGAUUUUGUAGCCAGUAAUCAAGAUACAAAUGAAGACUCUAGUGAAUUACAAGGUGGUGGCAGCAGUAGCGUAACAGUGUCUGCAGGAGGAGGUGGAGGAGAAAUAAAUCAAAAAUUACCUAAACUUAAAAUAACACGACUGCAAACCAAACGUACUCUUAUACAAACCAAAGAAUCCGAAUGCUCAAGACCUUUGCGCAAGCGUAAACGUAUAAUCGAUUGUGAUUUUCAAAAAUUGAACAGCACAACAACCAGCAACAAGGAAGUAAACGAGCCACCACCGCCGCACGAAGAAGAAUUAAACACAACGACUGAAAACGAAACGCCAAACCACAAAGGUCAAACUAAUAAUUCGAAUAAUAAUAAAAAAUAAAAUUAAUUUUAGCAUUAAGUACCCUUAACCCCCC